AUGGGUCCGACUGCGGUGGUCCGUGCCCCGCCCCUCUACCCCCAGGUGCUCAAGGAGGGCGUGCUCGACGACAUCGCAAAGGGCAGCGGCGCCAGCCUGAAGAGCGCCGGCCCUGCCGCAGACCGGUCCGCGCCGCUGAUAGCGCCGGACGUCGAGGUCAAGCCGAGCCCAAUGGCGGACCUCAGGAAGGAGCUCGCCGCUGUCGAGGCGUCGCCGGCCCUCAAGCACGCGUCGGCGGACCGGUCGGCGCCGAUCAUCGACGGCUCGGUCAAGGUCAAGCCGAGCCCGAUGCCCGAUCUCGUGGAGGAGAUCCAAAAGUCGCCGAGGAGCUUGAACCCGCGAGUCUGA
Molecule: messenger RNA, 348 nt
Organism: Emiliania huxleyi CCMP1516
Lineage: Eukaryota; Haptophyta; Isochrysidales; Noelaerhabdaceae
Exons: 3
Coding region: 1-348 (115 amino acids)
Source: RefSeq, a predicted model, not a curated record